This is a messenger RNA of Engraulis encrasicolus (European anchovy), 1056 nucleotides long. RefSeq names its product putative methyltransferase DDB_G0268948. Bases 1 to 822 code for a protein of 273 amino acids. Gene Ontology annotation, molecular function: S-adenosylmethionine-dependent methyltransferase activity. The record is from RefSeq and is a predicted model, not a curated record. The transcript has 6 exons. NCBI's taxonomy places the organism in Eukaryota, Metazoa, Chordata, Actinopteri, Clupeiformes, Engraulidae.
AUGAUCGUGCGUCUGUUUGAUGAGAAGGAGCAUGCGCAGUCCUACUGGAAGUAUCGGAUCUCCCCAUCGCAGGAGAUCAUCGAUAUGAUCAUAAACUUUCUACAGAAACACAGGAGUUCCCCCCAGGAGUUGGAGCUGGCUGUGGAUGUGGGCUGUGGUUCUGGUCAGGGUACAGUUCUACUGGGUCCACAUUUCACCAAAGUAGUGGGAACUGACGUCAGCCCAGCACAACUGGAGAUGGCCACGCAGCACGCUACAGCACACAACAUCACCUACAGAGAAUGCCCUGCUGAACAGCUCCCCAUGGCAGACGGCUCGGCGGACCUGGUGAUCAGCAUAGCGGCGUUCCACUGGUUUGACCACGCGCGCUUCCUGAAGGAGGCGGAUCGCGUCCUGAAACCUCGCGGAUGCCUCGUGCUGUUGGACUACAGCAUCAUCAUGGAGCUCAGCUACGGAGACUGCUCCCACGCACUCAAUGACAUAUGCAAGGAGCUGUAUGCGGCCCUGCUACUGUAUCGGAACCCUUACCUGGGCGCCAAUUGCCGCGACCGCUACAAGGGAACCUACGACAAACUGGAGUACCCUGACAAGGAAUGGCAUGAGGAGCUCUGGGUGCGUAAGACGGUUCCCCUCUCCCAUUACAUGGGGAUGAUCCAGUCACUAUCCAACUACCAGGCCAUGCAGAAGGACGACCCCGAGAAGGCCAAUCAGCUGUCACAUGACAUCACACACAGGUUGAUGAGGGCCAUGGGAGUGUCAUGUCCAGAGACUGAGCUGCUCCUGUCUGUCAGGUACUCUGGUCUGCUGGCCUGCAAACCUUAAGGCAAUGAUAGCCAGUUUUUCAGCAAUGUUAGCAGGAAACAACAUGACUGACUCUCACUUUUCUGACAAACUGAUUUAUAAAAGUCGUGAUUUAUAAAAGUGUUACAGUGAUCAACAGUCCAAACAACAACUUGCACGGGUGAGGCAUACAUGCAAUUUCUUUGUGUGCAGUGUGCACUUGCUUGCUGUGGACUGCAGCCAGUCGAAGGCUACUGUACUGUAUUGUGUCCACAA